Ictidomys tridecemlineatus (thirteen-lined ground squirrel) is the source of this 3350-nucleotide messenger RNA. RefSeq names its product cell division cycle 25A (gene Cdc25a). Gene Ontology annotation, cellular component: nucleus; cytoplasm. Gene Ontology annotation, biological process: positive regulation of G2/MI transition of meiotic cell cycle; G2/M transition of mitotic cell cycle; positive regulation of G2/M transition of mitotic cell cycle. Gene Ontology annotation, molecular function: protein tyrosine phosphatase activity. Lineage: Eukaryota; Metazoa; Chordata; Mammalia; Rodentia; Sciuridae. The record is from RefSeq and is a predicted model, not a curated record.
AUGAACAAGAAUAUGGCCACCUGGAAACUGGAAAGGCCCCCGCACCGCCGUCGCCUGCUCUUCGCCUGCAGUCCCCCGCCCGCGCCGCAGCCGGUCUCGAAAGCGCUGUUCGGCGCGCCGGCGGCGGAUGGCCUGUCUCCUGUCACCAAUCUGACGGUCACCAUGGACCAGCUGCAGGGACUGGGAAGUGAGUAUGAGCAGCCACUGGAGGUGAGAAAUAACAGCAGUCUACAGAGAAUGGGUUCUUCUGAAUCAACUGAUUCAGGUUUCUGUCUAGAUUCUCCUGGGCCAUUAGACAGUAAAGAAAACCUUGAAAAUCCCAUGAGGAGAAUAAAUUCCCUACCUCUGAAGUUCUUGGGAUGUAGCCCAGCUCUGAAAAGAAGCCAUUCAGAUUCUCUUGACCAUGACAUCUUUCAGCUCAUCGACCAGGAUGAAAACAAGGAAAAUGAAGCCUUUGAGUUUAAGAAGCCAAUAAGACCUGCAUCUCGUGGCUGCCUGCACUCUCAUGGACUUGAGGAGGGUAAAGAUCUCUUCGCACAGAGGCAGAACUCUGCCCCAGCUCGGAUGCUUUCCUCAAAUGAAAAAGAGAGCAAUGAGCCAGGGAAUUUUGUUCCUCUUUUUAUGCCUUCAUCACCUGUGAAAGCUGCUCUGUCUGAUGAAGAUGAUGGCUUCAUGGACCUUCUCGAUGGAGACAAUCUGAAGAAUGAUGAGGAGACCCCAUCAUGCAUGUCAAGCCUCUGGACAGCUCCCCUUGUCAUGAGAAGAACUACAAAUAUUGGCAAUCGGUGCAGGCCAUUUGACUCCCCUUCCCUGUGUAGCUCCAGCACUCGCACUCGGUCAAUGUUGAAGAGAACAGAACGAUCUCGAGAAGAAUCUCCACGUGGUAAUACAAAACGGAGGAAGAGCAUGACUGGAACCAGUUCUGAAGUGGUAGCUAGUCCAGAGAAGACCCAGGAGAUUCUACACCAGUCUUUAUCCUUGGCACCUUCCCCAAAAGGGACCAUUGAAAACAUUUUGGACAAUGACCCAAGGGACCUUAUAGGAGAUUUUUCCAAGGGUUAUCUUUUUCAUACAGUGUCUGGGAAGCAUCAAGAUUUAAAAUACAUUUCUCCGGAAAUUAUGGCCUCUGUUCUAAAUGGCAAGUUUGCCAGCGUCAUUAAGGAAUUUGUUAUCAUUGACUGCCGAUACCCAUAUGAAUAUGAGGGAGGCCACAUCAAGGGUGCAGUGAACUUGCACAUGGAAGAAGAAGUUGAAGACUACUUACUCAAGAAGCCCAUUGUACCUACAGAUGGCAAACGUGUCAUCGUUGUAUUCCAUUGUGAAUUUUCUUCUGAGAGAGGCCCACGAAUGUGCCGAUAUGUGAGAGAGAGAGAUCGGCUUGGUAAUGAAUACCCCAAACUCCACUACCCUGAGCUCUAUGUUCUGAAGGGGGGAUACAAGGAGUUCUUCCUGAAAUGCCAGUCUUACUGUGAGCCCCCCAGCUACCGACCCAUGCACCAUGAGGAUUUUAAAGAAGACUUAAAGAAGUUCCGCACCAAGAGCCGGACCUGGGCAGGAGAAAAGAGUAAACGGGAGAUGUAUAGUCGUCUGAAGAAGCUCUGAAAGUUUUGGCACCAGAAAGCAGCAGCCUGGGCCUCCCUCCCCCUUUCAUCUAUUUGCUGCAAAGAAACUUGAGCAAAGGGGCCAGCUGUGUGAUAUUUGGAGAGAAGGCCUGGGACAUCGUGCCUGAAACCUACCUCCCACACUCCCAGGUUGGAGCCCAGAAGAGGCUGCACCUCUUCUAUCCCUAUGAGAUGUCCUCUUUCCUCAUCAGGACUGUCUGCCAAGGCUGUGCCAUAGUGCAGUCCCAUCUCCUCUUCAAGCUGUUUUCCCUACAAAUGGAUGAAGCAACUGGGGCCUUAUGGGCUUCUCUGAGGGGAUGGGUGGAGGAGGGGAAAGAAGAAGCAACACAAACAGAAAUGCUGCUGGCCAAAUACCAAAGACAGCCUGGGAAGGAAAGAUCUUUAUGGGAUAACCCGUAUCUUAAUUUAUUCAGCUUCAUCAAUUUUUUUUUUUUUUUAAACUCCUGGAGACUUUUAUUUUACUAUUUCAUUAAGUCGAAAUACUGCCAUUCUAGGUAGGGUUUUAUCAUCCCAGGGGACUACCUCAGCUUUUAAUUAAAAAAAAAAAAGGAAGGGAAGGGUAAGAAAAGGUAAACCUAUCGAGUUGUGGGACGACAGAGCUAGGAGCUCAUCACCCCCAGGAGGCACUGCAUACUGGGGCCGCUGCUAUUAAGUCAAGAACUGAGAUACUGGUGGGAGUGGGCACUGGACUCAGGCUUGGCUACAAGAUAUAAGCUAAACCUCCCAGACCUGCCUCUGAGCAUUGUAAUCUAUAUGCAGGGGAGGUGUUUUCCUGCUCUUCCUCACCCCAGUUCCCUGUGAUGUUGACUGGUGUAGGAGUCAGUCCGGAAAGCACUUCAGGCAGCUUCCAUUGGGCCACCCCCAGGCCUGUGUUGGAAGGUCUUAGUGUAGGUAUCCAGGGUAAAGGGUGGGGAUGGGUGGGCUCCAUAGGAUGGGGAAGGGACAUAUCCAUUAAGUGUCCUAUUACUCUGAUACUCUCUGGUAACUUUUAAUUUAAAAAAAUCAUUUUAUGAACCAAGGAGUAUCAAAUCAGUGUUGGAUGGGCCACCCCAGGGAGGGGGCAAGAGCCCCUGGGUGUUGAGAGGAAGGAGUGGUUCCUGGCAUACAGAUAACUGUUUAAAAUGGUUCUCAGGAGGGAGCUUGGUGGAUUUUGAAGGUAAAACUUUCUGGGUUUAUCAUGUUUUAAUUCAAGGGACAGAGAAUGAUGAAUCAUCACCAGUUAGUCCUUAUCUAGCCCCAUGGAAGUGAUGGUCUUCUCAAGAGAAUACCUCCCAUCCAAGGAGCCUUGGGGCUGCCUUAAUUCUACACAGGCCUGUUUUGUUGCCUGUUCAUCCCUAUCCUUCAGCACCAGCCUCCUUACCAUCAUUCCAUUGGGGUAUAGCCAGGAUUCUCUUACAAAAAGAGUCAGUCUCCCCUCUUACCUCUGCUUCCUAUUCUGGGGGUGGGGAGGGAAUCAGUGAUAUUGGAGAUGACUAGUUGCUGUUUCGGGUUUGAGUUGCAUUUGGAUAUAAAACAAUCUUGUUGGAAAAUAUGUGGGGAGGAGGGGAAUGGGAGAAGGCCUCUUCCCUUACAUGUCAAGAUACAUCCCAGUUGGUCUCUGAUCUUGUUUGUAGGUAUUCUGUUGGUUGAAUGCCUUAAGCGGGGGAUGGCUUUCAGAUUGUACCAGCUUACCUAGUAUUGUUAACCAACUGGUGCAGGCUCUGAAAAUAAAGUGAUCUUGAACCCUUA